Rubroshorea leprosula is the source of this 720-nucleotide messenger RNA. The record is from the annotation of a GenBank genome assembly. NCBI's taxonomy places the organism in Eukaryota, Viridiplantae, Streptophyta, Magnoliopsida, Malvales, Dipterocarpaceae.
CCUCUCCUCUCUCCGAGCUCGUAUGUUGUGAUUUUCUCACCUUUUAUCCUUUAUCUUUGAGAAGAUGAGGAAGCCUGUAAAAGAAACAUCUUCUUCUGAUGAAACUGAAGAACUGAAUGUUCAACAGCCGGAACAGCCUGAAAGUUUCGGAUCCAAAAGAGUUCAUAAAUCUGAGCAAAUUGGAAGUGGAAAAGAGAUGGUAGAUGUUCGAGGGGAGACCUAAGUUAUGGCUUCUUCUUACCACCAACCAAAGGGAGGAGGUCAGAAGAUUCAGCUGGGAGAACAUAUGAGGAAACUGAGAGUUCAAUUUGACGAUCUAAAGAAUACAAAGGAAGAGUUGGUACAGGAGAACGAGAGUUUUAAAUCUGAGAUUACUGCUCUGGAGCAGAAGAUAGAGAGACUAAGAAAGUUAAAGGAGAAUAUGCCAAUGGACAUUGACAGUCCAAAGGACAUGGACAGUUUGGUGGAUCCUAUGGAAAUAGAUCUUCCUGAAGGGAAGGUAUGACAAUGUACAUUUUCAUUGCUUGUGGAUGGAAAUAAAAUUAUCUCCAACCUAAGCUCUCUACCUAUCAAUUCUUAGUUUUCUGUUUCUGGCAUUGCAGAAGAAUAUGUUGAUGGACUUGAGAUUUAGCUGACUACCUUUUUUUAUGGAGUGUGAUACUUCUUAUUUGAUGUGCAUCUUUUAUUGUUUAUAAAUGGAAAUAAAUUAUCUGAAAUGUU